This is a messenger RNA of Morus notabilis, 2864 nucleotides long. RefSeq names its product mechanosensitive ion channel protein 10. Gene Ontology annotation, molecular function: mechanosensitive monoatomic ion channel activity. The transcript is spliced from 6 exons. The record is from RefSeq and is a predicted model, not a curated record. Gene Ontology annotation, cellular component: plasma membrane. The coding region runs from base 148 to 2448 and encodes 766 amino acids. Gene Ontology annotation, biological process: transmembrane transport; monoatomic anion transport; detection of mechanical stimulus. Lineage: Eukaryota; Viridiplantae; Streptophyta; Magnoliopsida; Rosales; Moraceae.
UAAGAUCCAUAAAGUUCCUACUUUUAUUUUUCUCUAAUAUAUAUUUAUUAAAGGAAGCUCAUUUCUUUUUAUCUGUUUUUUUUUUUUCCUUUUUCCUUUCGGAUCAAAGAGUUUAAUAUGGCAGGGUAGACUUUCCGGUUUCGAACCAUGGAAGCGAGAGAAAAAACUUCAUCAAACGGCGGCGAAACAAGCAUGUCGGAGAAGAAAACCGAGAAUGGAAGCGCAGUUGUUGUAGAAAUUCGAACAGAAUCUGAGUCUGCCAAAAAGGGCUCAGAAUCUCCAUUUCCCAAACAGCUAACCAAAACAGAUUCUCCUCAGAAAGUCUCUACAGAAUCCACUGGUAUAUCCAAGUCGGUCCCAGUAAGCUGUCCUUCGCCGGAGAUUGGCCGGUUCAGUCCAAGCCCUAACAAGCCUCCGAAGAUUCCGGCCACCUAUGACACUCUCACUCGGAGGAAAUCGCUCAACCGGUCGGUCUUCUCCCGGCCCAAGUCCCGAUUCGGCGAGCCGUCUGUUCCGAUCGACUCCGCCAUGUUUGAAGAGCACAAUGGCUCGGGCCAGAUCGGCCUCGGCUCGCCUUAUAGAGGCUCCUUCAACAGGGCUUCGCCGAACAAUGUCUCGACCGCUCGGACGGUCUCGAUCGCGCAGAAAUCGGCGGCGGAGGAUGAGGACGAGGAGAUUUACAAGAAGGUCGUGCUCAGCGAGGAGAAGCGGAAGAGAGUGAAGGCCAAGGUUCUGGUCGAGUGGAUUAUGUUUUUGUUUCUCGUUGUUUGUUUGACGGCAAGUUUGACGGUUGAGGGAUUGGAGAGUACUAAGCUUUGGGAGUUGGAGCUUUGGAAGUGGGUUGUUCUUGUGAUGGUGAUCAUCUGUGGAAUGUUGGUCACCAAUUGGUUUAUGCGCAUAGUCGUUUUCGUCAUCGAGAGGAACUUUUUGCUUAGGAAGAAGGUUUUGUACUUCGUCCAUGGAUUGAAGAAGAGCGUUCAGGUCUUUAUUUGGUUGUGUCUUGUGCUUCUAACAUGGGUCCUUGUGUUUAACCAUGGAGUUAAGCGUCCGGAAACUGCCAAUAAGAUUUUACACUACGUGACUUGGACUCUUGUGACGCUUCUAAUUGGAGGGUUUAUUUGGCUGAUAAAGACUCUUUUGUUGAAGAUUUUGGCGUCCAAUUUUCAUGUCAAUACUUUCUUUGAUAGGAUUCAGGAGUCGAUUUUCCAUCAGUAUGUUUUGCAGACCCUUUCGGGGCCUGCGCUGAUUGAGGAGGCCGAGAAGGUCGGGAGGUCGCCGAGCAUGGGGCAGUUGAGUUUCAGGAGUACUAAGAAAGGAAAGGCGGCUAAAACUAUUGAGACGAUCGACAUGGCCAAUCUUCACAAGAUGAAGCAAGAGAAGGUCUCGGCUUGGACCAUGAAGGUUCUGGUCGACGCGGUUAGUAGCUCGGGCCUUUCGACGAUCUCAAACACAUUGGACGAGAUGGAGAAUGGCGCAAUGGAGCAGAUGGAUAAGGAGAUUACAAGCGAGAUGGAAGCAACUGCCGCUGCCUAUCACAUUUUCAGAAAUGUUGCUCAACCUGGUUCUAAGUUCAUUGAUGAGGAUGAUCUCUUGAGAUUCAUGAUUAAGGAAGAAGUGGACAUUGUGCUUCCGCUGUUUGCAACGGACAAUGGGCGAAUUGAUAGAAAGGCUCUGACUGAUUGGGUGAUUAAGGUGUACAAUGGUCGAAAAGCACUAGCACAUGCUCUGAAUGACACCAAAACGGCCGUAAAGCAACUGAACAAGCUUGUAACAGGCAUCCUCUUUGUUGUGAUCAUUUUGGUGUGGCUUCUACUGAUGGAAAUCGCUACCACAAAGGUGCUUGUCUUCCUCUCUUCACAGCUUGUGGUGGCGGCUUUCAUGUUUGGAAACACCUGCAAGACCAUUUUCGAAGCCAUCGUGUUUGUAUUCGUAAUGCAUCCGUUUGAUGUUGGUGACCGCUGUGUUAUUGAUGGAGUUCCGCUGCUUGUUGAAGAGAUGAACAUCUUAAACACAGUCUUCUUGAAACUCAACAAUGAAAAGGUAUACUAUCCAAAUUCAGUUCUGUCCACAAAGCCCAUCAGCAACUAUUACAGAAGCUCAGAUAUGGGUGAUACUGUUGAAUUCUCAAUUGAUUUCAUGACACCAGUUGAGAAGAUAGGCCACCUGAAAGAUAAAAUAAACAAGUACAUAGAGAAGAAUCCACAACAAUGGCAUCCCAACCACAGUGUGGUGGUUGUUGAGAUCGAAAAUGUCAACAAGUUAAAGAUGGCUCUCUAUGUUAACCACACCAUAUCGUUUCAAGAGUAUGGAGAGAAGAACAAACGACGAACUGAACUAGUCAUGGAGAUUAAAAGGAUUUUCGAAGAGCUGAACAUAAAAUACUAUCUGCUGCCGCAAACAGUUCAUCUUGGCCAGAGUGUUUCAGACACAAACGCUAUCCAAAGAUGAGUUCCACUUUGCACUGCUCAAGCUUCCGUUGGUUAAUCCUCGUACUUGCAGGUCCAGACAAUAGCAUAAUGUUCUUAUGAGACGUGGCACAUUAAAAUGAAAGUUUUAACUUGAAAAUGAUUAGUUUUGAGACCAUCAAUGAAGUGUGCCCAAUUUGAAGACAUUAAAGAUGGAUUCUAGAUGUUUUUCAAGAGUGGGAAAUAUAGAGUAAAGCCGUUGAUGGCUUUUUUUCACUUUUAUGAAAAACCCAAUGAUACUAACAUCUCUUGUAAGUCUACAACCAAAUUUGCUUCAAACAAAUUGUCGAUUGAUUUCUUUCGAUAAGUUGUGAAUUUCCAGACUUGGCUUCUUUUUAAAAUUUUCUGUACAACAAUUCCCGCAUGCUCAUGAAUAAACCUUGCGUCUUCUUCGGUGUA